This is a messenger RNA of Lepisosteus oculatus (spotted gar), 6265 nucleotides long. It is a transcript of the gene calcr, whose product is annotated as calcitonin receptor. The record is from RefSeq and is a predicted model, not a curated record. Gene Ontology annotation, cellular component: plasma membrane; axon. Gene Ontology annotation, molecular function: calcitonin receptor activity; amylin receptor activity. Lineage: Eukaryota; Metazoa; Chordata; Actinopteri; Semionotiformes; Lepisosteidae. Gene Ontology annotation, biological process: adenylate cyclase-activating G protein-coupled receptor signaling pathway; cell surface receptor signaling pathway; positive regulation of cytosolic calcium ion concentration.
AACGCAUUUAUAAAACAUAACGCACUGUUUUUACGGGUGUCGGCGGUUUUACUGCCUCGCAUCUACUGUAGGUAUUUACAAACGUCUCUCUAUCUCUCAGCACCAGGCUAUCAGUUGGCUAAGAAACAGCACCGCGCGUCAUGUGUCUUUAAGAGUAAAAAAGCCCUCUGGCCAGUUGCUUGCUGAGGUGGAGCUCUUCUCCCUACUGUCCUGCAUUGUGGGCAAUGUGCUGCUGUUAGUCUCAGUCGGGUUACCCGUUGCUGGUGAACUGUAACAGCACUUAGUAUUGGUUGCUGGGCAUUGCCAUUCGAAGGUAAAAAAUUAAGCCUCAAGUCAAUUUUUUUAAGUGCAGACCUUCCACAACCGAGCAUAAUGAAGUUCACUGAAUUAAUUCUGACUUGAAGUGGAUCCCUUUCUUGUGGAACCAAACUCAUUUAAAUCUUCUAAGCAGAACUGUAAAAUAAAAAGGGGGAAUUUCUGAUGAUGGAAUUCAGUUCCCAGGGGACCUGGAGGGGCUCUGAACUGUAGAUAGCUGCCUUCAUCCUGCUACACAAGUACAUCAGUGGAGCUACGCUGGCAACCUUAGACUCUUCACCCGUGUUAUUAAGCAGAGCUACAGUAGGUCAAUCUGAGCUCAAUCAGUGAUGGAAUUAAAAGGCAUGCACUGGCUCAUUACAGCGUUAACACUAGGUUUGAGGGCAACUACAAGCUGUGCUACAGAAACAUACACAGAACCAACAGCAGAAACUGUUGUCAGUCCACUGGUGAGGCAGAAAGCUGAGGAAAGGCAAAAAAUUAUUGAUGCUCAAUACAAAUGCUUUGAAAAAAUGUAUAGAGAUCAGCCUUACAAUAAAACAGGUCCUUACUGUAACCGGACCUGGGAUGGGUGGUUGUGUUGGGAGGACACCCCUGCUGGGACAUACACCUCACAGAAUUGUCCAACCUAUUUCCCAGAUUUUGACUCCACUGAGAAAGUAACCAAAUAUUGUGAUGAAUCAGGCAAUUGGUUCCGACAUCCUGAGACCAACAGAACAUGGUCUAACUAUACAUUAUGUAUUGCCUAUACAAAGGACAAAUUAAAGAUGGCUUAUAUUCUGUACUACAUGGCCAUAGUUGGCCACGCUUUAUCAAUAGCAUCACUUUUGAUCUCUCUGGCAAUAUUCUUUUAUUUCAAGAGCCUGAGCUGCCAGCGGAUUACACUCCACAAGAACUUGUUUUGUUCCUAUGUUUUAAACUCGGUGUUUACAAUUGUAAACCUUACUACAGUUGCAAGCAACCCCAGGGUGGUGGAAAGGAAUCCUGUGGGUUGUAAAGUUCUGAACUAUUUUCAUCAGUACAUGCUGGGCUGUAACUAUUUCUGGAUGCUGUGUGAAGGAAUAUACCUUCACACCCUCAUCGUGGUGGCAGUGUUUGCAGAAGAGCAGCAUUUACACUGGUACUAUCUGCUUGGCUGGGGAUUCCCUAUAGUUCCUGCCUCAAUCCACGCUGUUGCAAGAACAAAAUAUUUUAAUGACAUCUGCUGGAUGAGUGUGGAAACCCAUUUGCUCUAUAUUGUACAUGGACCCAUUAUGGCAGCACUAUUAGUUAAUUUGUUCUUUCUGCUCAAUAUUGUGAGAGUGCUGGUCACAAAACUGAGAGACACCCAUCGAGCAGAGUCUAACAUGUACAUGAAAGCUGUGAGAGCCACCCUGAUCCUUGUCCCUUUGCUGGGAAUCCAGUUUGUGAUUUUCCCCUGGAGGCCAGAAAACAGACUCGCUGGAGAAAUAUACGAUUACAUUAUGCAUAUAUUAAUGCAUUAUCAGGGUUUGCUGGUGGCAACAAUAUUUUGCUUUUUCAAUGGAGAGGUACAGGCAGCUCUCAAGAGACAAUGGAUGCAAUAUAAAGCUCAGUGGGGCCAGCGGAGGAAAGAGCACUGCUCUAUGCGAUCUACUUCAUGCACUACGACAUCUAUCACAGAGGUCCCAGUCUAUCUAUAUCAGCCUGACUGUAACAGCGAACACUUAAAUGGGAAACAUUCAGAAGACUAUGAAUUGGUUGCAUUAAAAUCACAGGAGACGUAUGCCUGACUGAAGAACAAGUGUUAAAUAAAAAAAGAUACGUUCACUUUCCUCCUCAUACAAGACUCCAAAGCCCCAGGUCAGACACUAAACUGGCUGGCUUGACACCCAAGUUGCAAUGUACAGUCUGUCUUGGCAGUGAAGGGCCUUCUGGGAGAGAGCUCAAGGGUAUGUUUGUAGUCCAGUGCUGGGUUUUUUUAAAAGAAAGGAGUUCAUAUUCAAAUGUGGUAUUUCUGAAGCUGCUAGUUCCAAGCUCCCAAGGGCUGAAGAUCAUCCUACAUCAGGAUUUGUUGCUGUUCAAAUACCAAAGGGUGUGUCAGUUCACAGACUGGUAUGCUCUCCAUUGAUUCUGAGCCAAAUGCAUAAAAAAUCCUUAGAUGACAAAUCAUACUGUGUAUCUCUGAGAUGAUAUGGUAACGUUCCUUGGUGCCUAACUUAAGUUUGUGGGUCUUGUACAUAUUUCAUCUGUUCCAACUUUUAUGAUGUUUGUAAGUAUUGAUUUUUUUCCAUUUGUUAUCACUUGUUACAACACCUGUUGAGGUCUUAAAAGCCUCUUAAAAGUACCUACUUGUGCAACAGCACAUGUAAAGCUUUUGUCAGGUGAGAGUGUGUAAAAACUGAAUAAUGGACAAAUUGAAAUGUAACACUGCUGGACAUUUCAGUGGGAGAUUAAAAAUGCAAAUAGGAACCAUAAACAAAAUAGCACACAGCCAGAAUGACUGAGACCCUGGCAGUAAAUGAAAAGUACUUUGUUUUCUUUUGAAUUUAAUUGUUGGGAUUCGUAUGAUGACCCUGUUUAUACUGUAUUGUAUGUUUUACAAUAUACAAAAGAAUAUACAGUAUAUAUAUAUGACAAUCAGUCAUUUUUUGUAUUUAUUAUUUUCAUAUAUUUACUCUUGAUGACUGAUGCAUAGUGAUGCGUUGGAAAUAUUAAUGUAAUUACUAAUAAAUUAAGAAUUGUGUGAGUUGUACACCAGAAAUGAGCACAUCUACACUUGCUGUUUUACUUUAAAGCAGUAGAGAAUUUGCCUUUAACUAAAUUGUUAGUCGGGUUUGCACAAAUUUUGAAAAAAAAAAUCACAUUUUGAAAUAUGAAAGUGAGGAUAUAUUGUGGUUCACAAUCACAAAGAAAAGUGCAGGAAACAGCUAGAAAUUGUAAAUACACUUUUUGUAUUCAGUGAUACUGUAAAGCCUUCUCCGCUCUUUCUAGGGGGUCAAGCCAUGUUCUCCUAUUUUAGGUCACUAGCUAUGGAGAGCACCAUGUUACAUUUCCAAGUGGGUUGCAUGUAACAAUGGUGGCGUCAGUAACUUGACAUUUCCUGUGUCUGAUAACUUUAGUCCAGUAGUUCAUUGAGUCCAUUGAGCAAAAGGGGUGACAAUUUACGCCAACACGUGUUCAUAUUUUGAAAAUGAUAAAAAGCUAUACUCAUGUGCGAAAGAACAGUGGUGUUAAAGGACAGAGACACGUAAAAAUGGUAAAUGCAGUUUUUACAAUUAUGUGUUAUAUGUUUAGAUAGUAGCAAGAUGUGUAACAUUUUUUAACUCAUAUCAAUUUUCAAUACGGGAUGGUCUUUUUGGUACAUUCCUAUCAAGCUUGUGCGCUUUAUUUGUACAUAAUUAUCUACAUUACUGAAGAAAUUAAUAAAAACAAAUAUUUUUCUAAGAGAUCCUUAUUGGUGGUAUUAGCAUUAUUAAUUAAAGAUUAAGAUACAGUAUGUCACUUUAAAUCAGCAUUUCAUGUUCAUGUUUUUGGCUUUGUGUGCAAUACCUGCAGAGUUUUUCUUAAAUAAUAUCUUCUCAAAAAUGUUAUUUUCAUCAUGCUAAUAUCGUUUAAACAAAAUACUUACACAACCAUGUUAUGGAGUUUGCCUGCUGUUUACAGUAAAGAGGUCAUUCCACACCUGAAGUGGAUAAUGAUGUUGAUGUUGUCUUUCCAGUGUGUCUGGUAAAAACACUGUACGCUUGAUCUCUUUUCAGAACGUGGGUAUCAUGAUGAAAGAUCCAGAAAGAAUCUGUAAAUCAUUGUUAGAAUGAGAAAAACGGUGUAAAUGUAGUUGCUUUAGUAGAGUGCUUUUUGUGCUACUACAGAUGUAGACAUUAAAAAAAAACAGGUGAGUCCAAGAAUAAAGCUGUAUGUGUGGUAUCAUGUUUAUAUUAUAAUUUAUGUGGCAAAUUGGUAAAUCUAAAAAUAAUUGGGAGAUUUAGAAAUGUAUAUAUUCACCAGUCCAUCGGGCUAGUUGUAAAAUGACCUGCUCGUUAGCUGGCGUCUGGACAGAUUGCAUUUUAAAUAAAUUUCCCAACACACAGCAGUCCAGAAAUUCACAAAGAACCCCUCUUCUAGCCUGAUUGCAUCUGGAUGUUCUUGUGCAGCCUGGAUAACGAAUUGCCUAACCACUAACACAUAACUGCAACUGUCCAACACUGUUUACUAUGGCCUUAGAAGUGAAUUCUAAUAAAGCUGUCAUUUUUUUUUAUUUUUUGUACCUUGGACCAGACUCGGCAGUGAAAUCAAAAGCUCCAAGUACAAUUAUCCCAUUUUUGGAAUUAUCACAAAGUUAUCAUAGAAAUACAGGAGACAGCUUACUGUAGGUACUGCUCUUCCACUGGUCUCGCACCCGGGACUUCCCAUAGUGCCUCUACCUCCUCAUCUACACCUCUACAACAACUCCCUGGAUCAAUCCUCACAGUACACAGGGGAGUUAUGCAAUACAGCCUUAUGGCUUAGUUCAGCCAGUUGAGCUACGCCAAAUACACUCUGCAUAUUUAGUCUCUUUCCCAUUUAUUAGGAUCUAACCAAAGUACUUCAAUCAUUAUUAGCCUGUAUUUGGUAUUGAGUACAAUAUAAGAUGAGAACAUUACAUACUGUAUACUGGGCUGGUACAAAAUAUGCUUAACAUAGUGAGCAAAGAAAUUCAGACUGAUGCUAAUACGGACUUACUGUAUAAUUACAGACAUAUUAGCCAAUGUUUUUUGUGGUGAAGGAUUGCUGUACUUUAAAUCAUUUGCACAGCAAAUAAAAUAUGGGACCAUUUCCAUAAUCCGAGAUAAACUGAUUAAUAAACUGUAUAUGAUUCAGCACAGAAAAGAAGAAAGACUGUUGCAAUGCAUACUUCCGAUAGAGCAAGGAAUUUUCCUUUUUAAUGAGGCUAGAAAUGUAAGGACGAAGGAUAUUGGAAGUUGUAGUGUUUCUGUUCCCUCCUGUUGUUGCACUGUCCCAUUUCUCUCUCAGCCCCUGACAUGACUGCGUCCGUUUCCUCCUGCAUUACCCUAUAUAAGGAGGAAAGCCCACCUUCCCUCUCUCUUUUGCCACAUGCCCUGCCACAAUGUCCUGCGCCCCCCUCAUUCCCCUUCCUAUCUCCCCUUCUGACUCACAUGCCCACUGUAGACUAAAGUGCUUUACCCCGUGUUGUUGGAACUUAGACUCCUGUGUCCAGCCUGCUCUGUGUCACCAUCCUGUUGCUGAAACUGUUUGCCGCAAUAUAGUUUGGAUAUUAGAAAACAUUUCAUUAAAAAAAAAUGUUUUGAAACAAUUUGUUUGUUGCUGUUUAUAUUCCUGUUUAUAUGCCAGGAGGAUUAAUGUGUUGGCAUUUUUUAAAUAUGUUUAGCUGCCUAAUUCUUUAAAAUAGAGAUGGAAGAGCACAUUUAAUAAAGACUCCAUAUUCAAAGUGCAAUUUGCAGCCUUCCUGGGGAGAAAAAUCUGUCAUCUUUCCAAAAUUUAGAUUAUGCAAAAAGAUCAAUAUGUGUUCUCUUUGAUGGGGUUGUUCAUUUGAUUGGAGAAUUUUGAUUAUUCUCGCCUCUAGAGUACUGCUUUGUAAUUUAAGUAGUCAGCACGUUUCACUAUGCUGUAUUCAUUUUGGUGUAGAACGUCUUAAAAUAAUUUAAAAUAAACAUAUUUGUUGAAAUAUCCAUGAAUGCUUCAUGUAACUUUUAGUAAUGGAAUAUCAUUUUCAGCUAGGGUAGAGUCCUUAGUGUAAUAAAAUAUUCACAAUAUUCUGCUUUCCAAUGCCUAACUCACCGAAUUACUAUGAUUAAACCUGACAACUUGUACAUCCCAAGUUGUUUAAAAGACUGAAUGAUUCACAUCUCAUUAAAAAAACUGGAACCAUUAAUCAUUCCAUCAUGAUAUACAGUAGUUCUAAAGGAAUCAUGAGUCAUUCAAUUAUUUUUUAGAUGUGUAAUAAUUUAACUAAUACAUGUGGGUAUGUGAA